AUGUCCACAUCAACAACGUUGCAGGGGAGAAUGGUCGGCCCCCUGGACAAGCGAAGGCGGAUGACGCGCUGCCUCGGCUGCGCCAAACGACGCAUCAAGUGUGAAGGGGGAUUUCCGUGUGUUUAUUGCGUUCGAAAAAACGCGAUAUGCGUUGCCCAGCAGCACUCGGGACAUGGUAUGACAAAGUUUGUCAACAAAAACCAGCAAGACGAUUUUUGUGGACACCACCAAAAGUCUGAGCAGAAGGGGAUGUUCAUUCCAAAUACGGAAACCCUUGGGGCUCACCCACUUAAUUUCAUCGGGAAAGAUGAGGGUACCCGCCGUCUUGAUUAUUUUGCCUCUUUUAUUGAGCACAACAUGUUCACGACGAGCUUCGCAUCAAUAGUUCCGGACUUGCUUCCUCUAAUUUCAACUUCCCCAGUUCUGUAUCAUGCAGUAAUAGCGGUUGGUGCAUUGGAUGCGAACCGACAUACCGGUGGACGCGCAUUACAGGGAGAGAAAUCAGCCUAUGUGGAUUCGAUAACCUCUUACCAUAAGUCAAUGGGUAUCUUGCGGUCAUGUCUGGGAAAUAGAGACGUGAUGCAAAAAGACGACAUCCUCUGGGCUACGUUUUUCCUGGGGUUGUUUGAGUUACUCUCAGACGAAUCCGGCGAAGGUUGGGUUAAGCACAUGCUCUAUGGAACGUCAAAAAUGCUCCAGCUUGCAGGACCAACCGAUUAUAUGUCAUCGGCCCGAAGGAUAUUCUACGACCUGUUUCGUGUCCUAGAAGCCAGCCGAGCAUUAAUCUAUAAUGAAGAAACUAUUCUUUCUCAGGAAUGCUGGCUUGCACUCCAAAAGUCCCUGUCGAGCAGUGCCACUCGAUGGGACCCCAUGGAAGAGAUUAUAACCCUCAUGAUUGAAACAUCCGCCUUCAGCCUACGAGCCGGUGCUAUAAUUGAGAAUAUUCCCGAAGCAGAACGAUUCAGGCAUCCAUCAGUUGCUCUGAUCGCAGCUGAGGGACUCGAUGUCCAAGAAACUAUCUACACCUGGCACAUGAAAACGUUGCUGCAGUUGGUCCAGGAUGGCCCUAAUCAAUAUUCAAACUUAGCUUUGCUAUAUUAUCACGCUCUGCUAAUCUUUCUCUCUGGAAAUUAUGAUUACUUUCCAUACUGGAAUAAGAUCCCGGCCCCGGUGCUAUCCCCUAUUGAAAUUUCGGAACACCUCACCACGAUGCUGUACUUAUCGGGCGAGGUUUUGCACCACUCCAAGAUUCCGGGGGUGAUGCUGCUUUUCCCAGUAACCGUUGCAGGAGCCCGGGCCCGAAGAGUCGAUCAAAAAUCAGAGAUACUGAAUGUGCUCAGCGAGAUCUUUUGCAGAGGGUUCGUGGUCGCAAACAGGAUACGGGAUAAUUUGCUAGAACGGUGGGCCGAAAGGGAUCAGGAGGAGACAAUAUCCCUGGGACUG
Messenger RNA from Penicillium hordei, 1443 nucleotides. RefSeq lists its product as uncharacterized. Gene Ontology annotation, biological process: regulation of DNA-templated transcription. Gene Ontology annotation, molecular function: zinc ion binding; DNA-binding transcription factor activity, RNA polymerase II-specific. Lineage: Eukaryota; Fungi; Ascomycota; Eurotiomycetes; Eurotiales; Aspergillaceae. The record is from RefSeq and is a predicted model, not a curated record. The transcript is spliced from 4 exons. The annotation marks the transcript as partial.